Molecule: messenger RNA, 516 nt
Organism: Cajanus cajan (pigeon pea)
Lineage: Eukaryota; Viridiplantae; Streptophyta; Magnoliopsida; Fabales; Fabaceae
Source: RefSeq, a predicted model, not a curated record
AUGUUGGACGUUGUUGAACAAGGAAACUACAUUCCACUAGAUCAAGCUAGCAACGAGAUACCCAAAGCACAAUGGAGUGAAGAGCAAAAGCAAAGAUUUGUGCUGAACUCUAAAGCACGCAACGCACUCAUGUGUGCCCUGUCUGAGGAAGAAUACACUAAAGUUCACAACUUUAGGAGUGCCAAACAGAUGUGGGACACCCUAGCUCUAACCUACGAGGGGUCCCUAGAGGUAAAGCGCAAUAAGCUAAGUUUGUUGGCACGUAAUUAUGAACUAUUUAAGAUGGAAGAAAGUGAAUCUAUACAAACCAUGUUUGGAAGAUUCCAAACCAUUGUUAAUGAACGUGCAUUCCUAAGUAGAACUUAUGAUCCCUUUGAUAAUAUUGACAAAUUACUUCGAAGUUUACCCAGGAAAUGGAGACCACAAGUUACUGCUCUAAGAGCAUCCAAGAAUCGGGAAAAGCUCUCUCUGGAGGAACUCAUUGGACUACUCAAGGUUCAUGAGUUGGAAUUGUAA